Molecule: messenger RNA, 6715 nt
Organism: Mobula hypostoma (lesser devil ray)
Lineage: Eukaryota; Metazoa; Chordata; Chondrichthyes; Myliobatiformes; Myliobatidae
Product: cyclin-dependent kinase 2-like
Exons: 7
Coding region: 80-976 (298 amino acids)
Biological process (GO): G1/S transition of mitotic cell cycle; signal transduction; regulation of G2/M transition of mitotic cell cycle
Cellular component (GO): cytoplasm; cyclin-dependent protein kinase holoenzyme complex; nucleus
Molecular function (GO): cyclin binding; ATP binding; cyclin-dependent protein serine/threonine kinase activity
Source: RefSeq, a predicted model, not a curated record
UGUGCGCGCGGCGGGCGGGUGUUCGGAAGGCGGGGCGCGCGAGCCAACGAGCCCAGAGCCUCGGCGGCGGCCCAGCACCAUGGACAACUUUCAGAAAGUGGAGAAGAUCGGGGAGGGCACCUACGGAGUAGUCUAUAAGGCAAUGAAUAAAGUGACGGGAGAGAUGGUGGCUCUGAAAAAAAUAAGGCUGGACGCGGAAAUGGAAGGAGUGCCAAGUACUGCUAUUCGAGAAAUAUCAUUAUUAAAAGAAUUGAAUCAUCAAAAUAUUGUAAGACUGCUAGAUGUUAUCCACAGCGAAAAAAAAUUGUAUUUGGUGUUUGAAUUUCUCAAUAAAGAUCUGAAGAAGUAUAUGGACUCUGCUCCUCCAACUGGGCUCUCUUUGCAAUUAGUUAAGAGUUAUCUGUUCCAGCUCCUUCAAGGUGUCGCAUUCUGUCACUCUCACAGAGUUCUUCAUCGAGAUCUGAAACCACAAAACUUGCUCAUUAAUGAUGGCGGUGCAAUCAAAUUGGCAGAUUUUGGAUUGGCAAGGGCUUUUGGGGUUCCUGUGCGCACAUAUACACAUGAGGUUGUAACCUUAUGGUAUAGAGCACCAGAAAUUUUAAUGGGAUGUAAAUUUUAUUCAACAGCAGUGGAUGUUUGGAGCAUUGGAUGCAUUUUUGCAGAAAUGGUUACAAGAAAACCCUUGUUUCCUGGAGAUUCUGAGAUUGAUCAGCUUUUCAGGAUUUUCCGCACACUUGGAACACCAAAUGAGUCUGUGUGGCCUGGGGUUACUCAACUACCUGACUACAAAGCAAACUUUCCGCAGUGGAACAGACAAGAUUUCAAUAAGAUACUACCCAAUCUGGACAUAGAUGGCAGAGAUCUGCUAAUGCAAAUGCUCCAAUAUGAUCCUAACAAGAGGAUUUCUGCAAAAAUUGCCAUAAGUCAUCGAUUUUUCAGUGAUGUGACCAUUCAGCUGCCACAUAUACAGCUGUAGAGUGAUCUGCAAUUGGAAAAUAAAGGAAAUAUCUUAGUUUUCUUUCUUUAAAAAUUCCUUUCAAUGCACUAUUUUCCUAGAGAUUAUGAUAUUUAUCAGAAAAUGAAAAUUACACUGGUAUUUAGUGGUGUCUGGGUUUAAUAAAAAUUAAUAAGCUCUGAAGGGAACAAAAUGUACAAAUAUGUAUUGUAUUAUGGGCAGUGGUUUAAUGCAUUUAAAUUGUUUUGUUCUAGUUUUAUAAAAUGUUAUCUCUGAAACUCCAUUUAUUGUAAAUAAAACUGGAAAUAUGACAUAAAAUGGGUUGAUAUUUAACAGUGGAUGUAAAUCAAUAUGAAAAUAAGAAUUUACUUCGUGGUGUUCUGUGCCAUUGAUUUUAGAGUUUAUAAUCAUUUUAAUCUGCUUAUUUCAAACACCCAGCAAUCACUUAAUUGUGACGCCAACCUCAUAUUGAAAGACAUGGAUUUGAAUCCUAGCCUUAAUGAGUACAAUUUAUUUACUGUUUUUGUGCAUCUUUUCCUCGUUCUUUCUUGGGUUUCCCAGAUUUUCCAAUUUUAGAUCAAGGAAGAAUCUGUGAGAUGUAAGCAGUGUGAGGUGGACUGUGAUGCAUUUUUUUUUGACUAUUCGAUUAAAAGGAUGUACAAAAGCAGAUGCGAGAAUAAUACAGGUGGAUCCCGGGUAUAAGUAAACCCAACAUGUAAAUAAGCUCUAGAUACGCUGGAGAGUAAACUUUUUCGGAAGUGUUGUUUCCUCACAAGUUUUUUGUGAUCAUGAUAGACCACCUAAAGAUGAACACAAAUAUAAUUUCAGACUACUAAUAUCAUGUAGGAAUUUAGAGAAACAAGAAAUUAACUUAUUGAAUAUAAUGCAUUUAAUUGCAAACCGGUGCUGACACUUUGCAAUACUUUAACUAAACUGAAACCGUUUUGUUAAUGAUUUUCUUUUGUACUCGGUGACUGAGGCUUCUUGCUUAAGUAUUUAAACAAACAAUAAUCAGCUCUCAUUGAUGGUUUCCAGUUACCCUGAUACCAUUUCUCCACGACCGCAAUGUCCUGGUGAAAUCUUUCACCAUGCUUGCCACAGACAGCGCUGAGAUUUACAGGGAAGAAGUCUAAAUGGGAAUGCAGAAAAUGAAUCUUUUGUGACAGGUUACACAUCAUGGUUUUAUACGCUUGAAGCAUGUUGUCAGCCAACUGCAUGUAGUUUGGUAUUCUGCAGUUGUCAAGAAAAUUUUCAACAACAUCUAUGAAUAUCUUCCAUGUGAUUUUUUUCCCAUCCCACUAGAAGUUCUUUGAAUUGCCUGUCAUUGAUGACCUGUUUGAUCUGUGGACCAUCAGUUAUUCUGGGAAACAACUGUCUCAAAUAUUGAAAUCCUUCACCUUGCUUGUUCAUGGUUUUCACAAAAUUUUUCGUAAGCUCCAGUUUUAUAUGAAGAGGAGGCAAACUAUCUUUGUUGGGUUUACAAGUGGCUUAUAUGCCACUCUUUUCUGCCCUGGAACCACUGUAUACGGAGUGGCCGAUCCUUUUUACUGUAAUGAGAUUCUUUAGCAUGAUGACAGCAGAUUCCACCCUUGCAGUCUUGAACCCAGUAAUUCUUUUUUUUGCUUUUGACAAACCCAAGGCUCUGAUCUGAUCAUUUAACUUAGACUGAGUUACCAAAUGAGGCCAAAUUGACAUAAAGAGUUUAACAUUUAUAACUGUUGUUUUCCAUUCCUGGUAUGUGCAUCAUGGCAUCUUUGUCUGCCUCCUCUAGACUCCAUGCCUCUGGUGGCUUUGGUACUGGACGACUAUCAUCAUGUGGCACAGACUGAAGGGUAUUUGGGGUAUUCAAUGGAUUUCUUGUUUUCAACAGAGAAACCAGACCUAAGUUGCAAUCUGUCACAUGAUCCUGCUCUGGCAAUAUGAUCGGGACAUUGACUUACUCGUACCUCUGAGCCAAGCUCUAAGAUCAAUAGCGUAUGUUGCGCAACAAAUGUGACGAGCCCAGGCUUUGCCUUGGUUGCCGAUUUUACACCCAAAGUAGAGCUCAUAGGCUUUCUUAAUAAGAUGAGACAUGUUCUGUCUUUGAGAUUUAACCAUAUACUCGCCACAAAUAUAACAAAGCAUCACAAUUGUUGCAACAUUGGUGAGACAUUUUGCUAUUGCAAUUCUGAAAAUAAUUUAUUAAUAAUGAGUACACAUAAUUUGCUAUGCGCAUCAACGUGAUCACAAACCGAUAUACGUGUAAACGCAAUGCAUAGAACAGUGCUUGAUGCUUUUAUAGCCUUUCUAAAACCCGUCCUGCCAUACAGCCUCCACCCUGCCUAAGCAUGCCUGGACCAGAUAGAUGUAAACCCAAUGCAUAGAACAGUGUGUGCGUGAUGCUUUUAUAGCCUUUCUAAAACCCGUCCUGCCAUACAGCCUCCACCCUGCCUAAGCAUGCCUGGACCAAAUAGAUGUAAACCCAAUGCAUAGAACAGUGUGUGCGUGAUGCUUUUAUAGCCUUUCUAAAACCCGUCCUGCCAUACAGCCUCCACCCUGCCUAAGCAUGCCUGGACCAGAUAGAUGUAAACCCAAUGCAUAGAACAGUGUGUGCGUGAUGCUUUUAUAGCCUUUCUUAAACCUGUCCUGCCAUACAGCCUCCACGCUGCCUAAGCAUGCCUGGACCAGAUAGAUGUAAACCCAAUGCAUAGAACAGUGUGUGCGUGAUGCUUUUAUAGCCUUUCUAAAACCCGUCCUGCCAUACAGCCUCCACCCUGCCUAAGCAUGCCUGGACCAGAUAGAUGUAAACCCAAUGCAUAGAACAGUGUGUGCGUGAUGCUUUUAUAGCCUUUCUUAAACCUGAUCUGCCAUGCAGCCUCCACCCUGCUUAAGUAUGCCCAGGCAUGUCUGGACAAGAUAGAAAACUUCUUAGUUUGCAUUGUGAGCAACAUUUUAAUUGACUUGAAUUAUGAAUUGAAAUAACAAAUACAGAUGAUUUUUUUUAAAAAUGGUGCAUAAUAGGGAAAUUUCAUGGUGAUGUUCAUGAUCAGCAGCCCAAAAACCAUAAGGUACACCCAAAAGUAUCCAGGAAGCAAAAUCUUCAUUGUCCAGUGAUAUUAUUAAGAAGUCUGACAUAUAUGGGCAUUCCCAUGUACAACAGAACUCUUUUUUUCCAUUGGUCCUGACGAAAGGUCUUAACCUGAAAUGUUGACUGUACUUCUUCCUAUAGAUGCUGCAUGGCCUGCUGCAUUCCACCAGCAUUUUGUGUGUGUUGCUUGAAUUUCCAGCAUCUGCAUAUUUUCUCAUGCUUCCAACAGAACUAGCUACCCUUUUUCUCCCUUUAGUAAUUCUUCUUUCCUAAUCAGUCUUAUAUGUUUUUGAUGCCAUUCUUUACAAUGCUGUGGAGGUAAUGGUUACCAUAACAAGUGAUUUUUGUGUAAUUAACAUUUAUGGACAAAAUUGACUUCAUGGUUAUUUAGAAUCUGUUCAUUAGCUGGAAGUGGUCUCUAUACAAACUCUUUUCAUAGCAACUUUCGUAAUUUGUCUUUUAACUUUUAAAAUCCAAAUGAUUAAUCCAUUGAUCCAAAUAACAUCUAGAUAUUGAGUAAGUAUAGGGUUAAACUUUUUUGAUGUUUUUCAAAAAAUCAAAUGAUGUCACACAUGUUGAGAAAAAAGUUAUGCCUGUUGGUACCCAUCAAAUUGUACAUGUUCAUGCUUAAUAGAACGGGAAAGGAAAUAAACUAUAAAGAAUAAAUAAUCAUAAGUAAUCUUCUGGUUAUUGUCUGUACCCAGUCUGUGUGAAAUGGUUGGGUUUGCACUCAGACUGCUUUCUCCGUCUGCUUGGAUGAGUCUGAAAGUCUACUGAAUAUGUCACAAUUUUUUUCUUCAAUUUAUGGUUUCCCAUUUUUAUUUAGUACCUAGGAGAUGACCAAUUUUCCCAGGAAAAGUGUUUUACCGGAUGUUUUUUAGUUAAUUGAUUUUGAUAAUAGUAAAAAUAAAAGUUGGUGAUUGUAAAAGCUGAUUUGUUAACCAAUAGUUUCUACAAGUAGUUUAGUUUUCAUGAUCCUUUAUUAUUAUGACAGUAUCUAUAUAUGACGAGAAUCAAAUGGAUUUUCAGUUUUCUUUUAACCAAGCCUUGGACUGAAGUUUUGUAUAAAAUUUAUUUCUACAAGUGAUCUUUGGACAGUUCACGGAAUUGCUGGAUGAAUCAGAAUAAAACUCCAUAACUGCAUUACUAUAACAAACAUAUUGUAUUAACAUAUUGCACUUUGCCUUUUAGAACGGUGACUUUUCUGGAGCAGUACCUGGCAGGCUAUUUGUACACAUGCCCAUUUCCCCCAUAGUGGGUAAUCUAUUAUACACUGCUAAAGUUUGAAAUGGAAUUUUCAACAGUACAAUAAACUAGUACCCUUCUGAUUUUUCAAUGUUUCUUGGGUGUACUAUUGCCUUCAGUUUCCAGCUAGGAUUCUAAAGAGAGAGAGGUUAUAGCUGCAAUUAUUUUCCUAUACAGUACUUUGGGUCAGAAUGCUUCACAACUUUAAUAUCUCAGUUUAAUGUUUUGUUGAGUAGGUAAUUGGUGAUUUUUAAAUAAGCAGUGUGUGAUCCUUUUAAAAAAAGAUCCCUGCUGGAAUAUUCUUGACUAGAAGGUAACAAUAGUAAAUUUGGAUAUGGUGACAUGAAUCUGUUAUUUUGUUGUUUGGUUUCUGACUGAAGCUAAAAGCUCAAGUUCAAAUUUAUUGUCAUAGGCAAAUAUAUAUGUACAUAGGUUAUAACAGCCAUGAAAAUCAACUUCUUGCAGCAGUGGCACAGUACAUUACAAUAAGACAAAUAUUAAUUACACAUACAUAACUUACAGAGCAAAAUAAACAAUGCAGGUUGAGAGGGAGAAAAUAAAAUAUAGUCCGAGGUACUAUUAUGGUUUUCCAAGUUGGCUCAAGUGGGGAGUACACUGGGGAAGAAACUUAUUAAAAUUUGAAGCCUAGGUCUCAGCCUCCUGUAUACCUCCUGCCUGUUGGCAACAUCAGGAAGAGGGCAUGGCUCAGAUAGAGACAGUAUCAGUGUUGAAUGCUGCCUUCCUGAGACAUUGCCUCUUGUAGAUGUUCUCGAUGGUGGAAAGAGUGGUACCCAUGAUGGAAGUGGCUGAGUUCAUUACUCUGUAGCCUCUUGUGUUCCUGUGCAAAUGAGUUUCCAUACUGGGCUGUAAUGCAACUAUUCAGAAUGCUUUCCACUGCACCUCUGUAGUAGUUUGUCGGUCUUUGAUGACUUGUCGAUUCUCCUCAAAAGUUCUAAGAAAGUAGAAACACUGGCAUGUGUUCUUCAUGGAAAAUAAGCAAAUAACACAACAUUAAUAAAUAGUAGAUAUAAUUUAAAAGUGAAAACUAUAUUAAUAUUUCAAGCAUGAACAUUGAUCAAGAAUUCACAAUGAGUUCUACAGUAACAUUUUGUAAAGUAAGAAAAUAUGAUGGUAUACUCUGGAAAAUGAAAAGGUACAGCUAAAUGUGGAAUCUUAGUUGUCAGUUACUACCCUAAUCAGAAAGUUGUACUGUUGCAGUUUACCAAAUAAUGGCAGAAACUGAAUUCAACUUUUGACAGAAUAUUUCAAAUAAACUAUUAUAUCUUCUUUUUCUUAAGUUCAUGACAUUUGACCUGUUACUGUUCCCCAUAUUUAUAUCCCUAUAUUAAGUUUGCUUUUGGUAAAAUGUUUAAAAUCAUAUGUACAAUUAAAGGAUUUUAAUUCCUGAUUUAAUUCAGUAAUUUUAUUCUGGAUUAACUACCCUAAAG